CUAAAGAAAACGAGGGUUUUUUGUGUUUUGAGUAUAAAGAGAGUGCUAUAUCAGAAAUCAAUAGAUCCUCUGCGUUUCUGCUCAUCUUUCUAGGGUUUCUGAACUUCUCCCUUCUUUGAUUCCACCCUUUGUUCCUAGUAAUUUUCUAGGGUGGUUGCUGUUUGGUUUGCUAGAAAAUUUUGGCUUCUUCCAGUGAUUUUCCUUUUGUUUUUCCUCCUUUGCACCUUGAAACCUUUCUAUGGGAUUAUGGGCAGCUAUUAUUGAUCUCUUCAAAAUUUAUUUUCCUUCCACAAAGGCUGAAACUUGUUUUCUUUCCUAGAAAAUUUAGGCUAUCUUCUUUCUGUGUUUUCUUGCUUUUCUCUUUCCUUUGAGCUUUUAAACCCUUCCUCUAGGUUGCCAUUAUUAAUUUCUUCAAAAUUUGUAAUUUUUCUAUGCAAUGUUUGAAACUUUAGUAAUAGCUACACAUUGCGUAGCUACUCAAUAUGUAUCUGGGGACUUUGCUCAAUUUUGAAAAUGGUGAGAGGAAAUUUUGUGAUGAAAAGGAUUGAGAAUGCAGCCAACAGACUAGUGACCUUCACUAAGCGUCGAAACGGGCUGCUUAAGAAGGCUUUUGAGCUGUCUGUUCUCUGUAAUGUCGAUGUUGCAGUUAUCAUCUCCUCACAAAAAAGGAAGACUUUAUGAGUUCUCAAUCUCCAAGUAUAUAGUCUAAGUUAUAACUUGUUUGAGGUGGCCAUUCUGUGAAUGCAUCUUUAUUCUUGGCAUAUUUAUAUUUUAGGCUUAGAUGGUUGGUUGAGAAAAGUAUGUAAUUUUUUGUGUUCCCCUAACAUCACUGGUGUUUUUUCCCACAACUUUGUGCUAAGGAAAUUUGAAGGAAACGCUGAAAUUCUUGCUGAACUAGCUGAGGUCUUCGUCUUAAAUGUUAGCAAAGCUGAACUUUGUGUAUGUGAUUCUAUAUAUGGACGGCUUGUGGCUGUAAGUUUAAGAGCGGAGUACCCAUUGUACUCCUACUAAUGAUAUUUUUUAUUCAUCUAAAAAAAGUAUGUAAUGUUG
Rubroshorea leprosula is the source of this 1050-nucleotide messenger RNA. NCBI's taxonomy places the organism in Eukaryota, Viridiplantae, Streptophyta, Magnoliopsida, Malvales, Dipterocarpaceae. The record is from the annotation of a GenBank genome assembly.